UCUCGGCGUGGUCGUGAAAGGAAAAUUCGGAUGUGAGUCCUACUCCGGAUCCGUACCAGAUCUUCCGAUCUCUCAUGAAUGUCUCCGUAUGUUUUUGAUUGCCUUUUACGACAAGACACGGAGCCCUCCCAUGCCCCUCCUCUGCUCCUCGCCAUCCUUUCCCGAUACCUGUCAAACAUUUAGCCAUACAGUUCAUCCAGCCACCUGCAAAAUGAGGAUUUAAAUCGCAAUUUCUAGAGGCAACCGAAUUCGCGCCGGCUGACUUGAGCCCUGCUUGGACGAUGAUGGCUGGUUCGAGACACCCGCGGCUAUGGAGAGUCGUGCUUCUCCUGACUGUUUGCUACCAGGUCGGGCUCUCAGGCAGAUACGGUUGUCUGUUUGAGAAGAGGCUGUGUUCCAGGGACCAGCUCUGUUCAGAUGACAGAUUAUUUGGGCAGUGUCUGAACUCCCCACAGGAGAGGGUCCAGUACCAGCUCACGGUGCCCAUUCUACAGAGACUACAGCAGGUCCUCAAGGAGCUGAUGAUGCAGGGGCUCUCGUGGCAUGAUGACAUCACUCAGUACAUCAUUGCUAAGGAGCUGGGCAGAGUUCCCCGCUCUGGCAAUGUGAAAGGCCAGAAACCAGCGUCACAACCUGCUCAGCCAUCUGUCUCUAAAGGCUCCAGCUCUAAAGCCGGGAACACUCAGCACCAGAACACUCAGCCCCAGAACUAUGUUGACUACAUGAUAGUAGACCCUCCCCAGAGCUCCAUGCAUAUGCAAGCCAUACCACUAGACCCCUACACUUACCACCAGCAUGGUUACCAAGACGACACGGAGCGUGGGCUCCCCUCCAUGGGGUCGCACCCCCGCGUCUCCUCCGCCUCCUCACGCUCAGGUGUCUCCCAGCAGCAGCAGAGGGAGCGCGAGCACGAACGCCAACUCCUGCAGGACCUGCUCUCCCACUACCUGUCGUCCGCGCAGCCCUCCUUUCACCACCGGGGGGCAGCAGUGCACGCGGCCGCUCCCUACUACGAGGACCUGGACCUGCUGCAGGACUACACCGACCAGUACCAGCCGCCCGUCAGCCGACCCCGUGCCCAACACCGGCCUGCCGUUGCCCAGGACUACAGCUCGCUCUCGGGGAUAGAUGAUGAGACACUGGCCCGGAUGGCUGCCAUAUUGGAGAGGUACGGUGUGGACCCCCAAGAGUUGAGUCCUCAGCAGCUCUACAGGCUCUCUGUAGCACUACAGAAACAACAGGGCCAGCAGAAAAACACAGAUAAGUUUCCACUAAGUGCUGCCGUCACUCUGAAGGAGACUGAGCUGGUGGAGAACAGUGACACGCAGACGCAGAAAGGAGGCAGCCGGAGCCCCCCGUCCACAGCCCCCCUGACCUCCAGCACCACGCCGGCCCCCCCUCUGACCACAGCCCCGGGGGUAACGACCAGGCCGGGGCUGUCCAUUGUGGACAUGGAGCUGAUAGAGAAGGGAGUGAAAGUGGAAGACCCAGCACAUGUGAGGGAGGAGUACGGCUACAUAGUCACCAACCAGAGUCCCCUGAGCCUGUAUGAUGGUUUCCGUCUGCUGGAGACACUUGCACGGAGGAUCCACCUCAGCACCAGCAGUUUCAUCAACAUCAGUGUGGUUGGGCCUGCCUUAACAUUCCGCAUCCGCCAGAACUCCCAGAACAUGAGUGCAGCGGAUGUGGCCAACAAAGCGGUGGCUGAGAAGAACUUUCUGGAAGGCGAGACGGGGCUGAAAAUUAUACAGACUGGAGUUGGAGAGAGGAGUGAGGGACGCGGGUUGGCGCAGGCGACGAGGAUGGGCGAGAGCUCCCGUGGCAUGGUCCUGGGGCUGGUUGCCAUGGCGUGCGUAGGCGGAGUCCUGGUGGUGGCGCUGGGCGUGGCCUGUUUCCGUUACCACGGACGCCAGCUGGAGGAGCGCAAGCUCGGCCUGGGGCCAGAGGGGGGCGCCGAAACACACUUCGACUACCAGGAGUUGUGUCGCCAGCACAUGGCGGCGAAGUCGUCGUUCGGCCGCUCGGAGGCGGGCGGUCGGCGGGGCACGGACACGUCGCGUGUGAGCAGCGUGUCGUCUCAGUUCAGCGACGGACCCCAGCACAGCCCCAGCUCCCACAGCAGCACCCCCUCAUGGAGCGAGGAGCCCGCGCAGUCCAACAUGGACAUCUCCACUGGACACAUGAUACUGGCCUACAUGGAGGACCACCUGAAGAAUAAGGACCGUCUGCAGAAGGAGUGGGAGGCCCUGUGCUCAUACCAGGCGGAGCCCAGCUCCACCUCCAUGGCCCAGAGUGACCUCAACCUGGACAAGAACCGCUACCAGGACUUCGUGCCCUAUGACCAUGCCCGUGUGAAGCUGAAGGCGGAGAAUAACCCCAGCAAGGAGGACUACAUCAACGCCAGCAUCAUCAUCGACCACGACCCACGCAUGCCAGCUUACAUCGCCACCCAGGGACCAAUGGAGCACACCAUUGCUGACUUCUGGCAGAUGGUUUGGGAGAACGGGUGCACUGUAAUAGUGAUGAUGACGGCCCUGGUGGAAGAGGGCACAAAACAGUGUGAGCGCUACUGGCCUGACGAAGGCUCAUCACUCUAUAACAUCUACGAGGUGAACUUGGUGUCUGAGCACAUCUGGUGUAAGGACUUCCUGGUGCGGAGCUUCUACUUGAAGAACGUGCAGACCCAGGAGACGCGCACCCUCACCCAGUUCCACCUGCUCAGCUGGCCCUGCCAGGGCAUCCCCUCCUCCACACGCCCCCUGCUGGACUUCCGCAGGAAGGUGAAUAAGUGCUACAGGGGCCGCUCCUGUCCCAUCAUCGUCCACUGCAGCAACGGAACAGGCAGAACUGGAACUUACAUUCUCAUCGACAUGGUUCUCAACCGCAUGGCUAAAGGAGUAAAAGAGAUUGACAUUGCUGCAACACUGGAACAUAUCCGUGAUCAGAGAGCAAACAUGGUUCGCACUAAGGACCAGUUUGAGUUUGCCCUGACGGCCGUGGCAGAGGAGGUCAAUGCCAUCCUGAAGGCCCUCCCGCAGUGAGAUCCAUCCGUGCCAUCCAGCACGCCACCCCUCUGUGCCAUAUGCCCCCGUGUGCCCGCACCCCCCUCCCCUUCCUCUUGCCCCUCUUCCUCCCCCCGACCCCCUCCCUCCCAACACCAUGUCCAGCCCCUUUCCCUGCCCCGUCUCAAAACAUACACAGAAAGGGGUGCAAUCUCCCCUGAAACAUGUAACUGUGUUUUUAAACCGCCUCAUGCUGUUACACACUCAUCCAACCUACCAGCCCAGAAAUGUUUCAGCAACUCAGAGUUAUAUGGUCCAAUAUGACUUAAAUGACAAAAGAAUUUAAUGUCAAAAACAUGUAUUCUCCAUGCCACUGGAUGUAGAGUAUAUGAUUACUUUUACAACAAAAUAAAUUAAUAAACAAAAGUAUUUGGUGAUAAUGACGUUGAAGACGAUGUGGACAUUGACAGAACCCCCUUUACGAGCGCAGAAUAUUAGGAUACUCCGAAGUCAAAGAGAACCAUAUAAUUCUUACAAUAAGCUAUUGAAUUUCCUAUGCAUAAUCCUAUAAUCCCUCAUGACUCAAUCUGUCCUCUCACACCUGAGCAGACCAGCUCAGAGAAGGGAGAAGAGAAAAGCACAGACACAGCUGAGCGGAACCGCUGCAGGUCAAAGGUCAAAGUUCACCCUCAUCUCCGCUGUCUGGCGCGUAUAAGUCCCUGUGAUUGGUGUUCAGUGUUGCAGCAUUGCUACUCUUAUCUUUGAGUCCUCGUUGUCGUGUUUUAAGUCGGACAUCCAAGCUUUUUUUUUUUUUUAAAGCCUCCAAAUCCCUCAUCAUAACCCCCCACCCAUCUGAAUAUGAAUGUGUUAUAUUUUAAAAGAAACCAUAAGAGAAUAUUUUGAAAUGUUCAAAAAAAUAUACAUGUGUUUGAUUUCUAUGAAUGUAACUGUCCAGACACCCAAACACUCGCACUUGACACCAACGUGCUGAAUGAGCGAACAUUCCGUCCGUCCGAGACAUCUGCUGUGGUCACCUACCUUGUGUCUUUGCAAGUGCAUUGUUGUAACACAAAGAAUCAUGCGUUGUGAUUUCAAUGUAAAUAAUUAAUUCUCAAUUUACCUUCCUUCCUGUGUAGCAAAGGUAGAAAAAAAACGUCUAUAAAAAUAUAAAGAUAUUUUUAACUUGUUCUCUAUUAAAAUUGUGAAGUGA
Molecule: messenger RNA, 4212 nt
Organism: Alosa sapidissima (American shad)
Lineage: Eukaryota; Metazoa; Chordata; Actinopteri; Clupeiformes; Clupeidae
Gene: ptprna
Product: protein tyrosine phosphatase receptor type Na
Exons: 23
Coding region: 282-3041 (919 amino acids)
Biological process (GO): protein dephosphorylation
Cellular component (GO): secretory granule
Molecular function (GO): protein tyrosine phosphatase activity
Source: RefSeq, a predicted model, not a curated record